AUGCUAAAGGCUCGACAAGAAGAUGACGUACGUAGACGUCAAAAGUUAAAACGAAAAUGGCAAGGCCCAGACGAAAGCCCCUUAAUUGCUCUGAAAAAAGUCAAGCCUGUUACGAAAAAACAAUCAGCAAGAGCAGGCAGAGAAUGGAUGCUAAGGCUUAUAAAAGCUAAACGCAAUGAAGCAAAUAAUAAAACAUUUAAACCUUCAUUGUGGUAA
Messenger RNA from Meloidogyne enterolobii, 216 nucleotides. The record is from the annotation of a GenBank genome assembly. Lineage: Eukaryota; Metazoa; Nematoda; Chromadorea; Rhabditida; Meloidogynidae.